GGGUCGGGUCGCGUUCGCUUUGGGAGGACAAAAUGUGGUGUCUACACAAUCCAUGUUUUUGUCCUAUCAUUCCACCAACGGAGGAACGUUGCUUGCGAGAUCUGUUUCUUUUUUAUUAGCAGUUUCGGUUUGGAUUUCGUUCUCGCUGCUUUUUCAUAAUUUUUUUUUUUUGUAACUGGCGCCACUGGCCCAGAUGCUCUUUGCUCUAUCUGGAUUGGUAUUUGAGCAAAAGUUGUGUUCUUGUUGUCGUUCCCUUAUCUGGGUUGGCUUCAGAUCUCUUUUGGCUUUUCUGAGUGUCGGUAUGCCAUUGAAUGAGCUUUUUCGUAUUGUAUAAGUUGCUACUUCUUUCACAAAAAAAAUAAAAAUGUAUAAGUGCCUACCGGAAAUUUUGAAUCCGUGAUGAAUACCCCUUUCCAUACGUAUUGAGACUUUGUGGCAUCGUUCUGUAUUGCAGAAGCGGGUAAGGAUUGAUUCAAGUGCUAAAGAAAUGAACUUGGCUGCGUGCUUGUCAACUUCUGUAGAUGUCAAAGGCCCCUGUCACGAGGGUAUCUUGUGUGCCAAUGUGGGUUUGGUACGGGCCUCCAAGCCCUUUUUGAAAGUUGGUUAUUUUACUAAGAAUGGAAGUGUUGGAGAAUCUUACCGGAAUGGUAAGAAGUUGGUGGUAGCUAGCCAGGUUGUUCCUGGACGCUUGCAGGAGUCCUUCAUUGGGAAAAAUCAGCUGCAGGAGCCUAUUCGAGAGGUGGAAUUCGUGAGGACACUAUUGAUUGACAACUAUGAUAGUUACACCUACAACAUAUACCAAGAGCUGUCCGUUGUCAAUGGGGUCCCUCCUGUGGUAAUUCGAAAUGAUGAAUGGACUUGGGAACAGCUGUGCCAUUACUUAUAUAAAGAAAAAGCAUUUGACAAUAUUGUCAUAUCACCUGGACCUGGGACUCCAACAUGUGCAGCUGAUAUCGGGCUAUGUCUCCGCUUGCUACUUGAGUGCAGGGAUAUUCCUGUUCUUGGUGUUUGUCUGGGCCACCAGGCCAUGGGUUAUGUGCAUGGAGCUCGCAUUGUACAUGCAACAGAACCAGUACAUGGACGCUUGAGUGAGAUUGAACACGAUGGGUGCAGAUUGUUUAAGGAUGUACCUUCCGGCACAAAAUCUGGCUUCAAGGUGGUACGUUAUCAUUCUCUUGUUAUUGAUGCGGAAUCUCUACCGGAGGAACUCAAACCCAUUGCAUGGACUACUUGCAGUGGGACCCAUUCCUUCCUUGAAACACAUAACUCGAGUGCCCUUCCUCAUGAUGUUGACCCCCAGAUUAAGCAUGAUGAUGUUUAUGAUAAUAUUUCACCAGCGAUGCAAGAUAUGAGUUCUCGGUCUUCUAAUUGCACAGAUGAAGUGCAAAGGAGACGAGUUAUCAUGGGCAUUAGGCAUUCUGCUUGGCCUCAUUAUGGAUUGCAGUUCCACCCCGAGAGCAUUGCAACUUGUCAUGGUAGAAAGAUUUUUGAGAACUUCAGGGAGAUCACUGAGGAUUAUUGGCAGGAAUUGAGGGGAGCAUCUAUCAAUGGGCAUCGUAUUCGUUACACCGGUAACCAGAGUUACUACAUGGCCUUUCAUUAUUAAUCGUCUCUGAGUGGUGAACCUUUCUUAGCACGUAUGCAGGUGCCAGAUGCUUCUCAACUAUUUAAAGUUCCCAGGAGCAGGCAGGUGCUAUGUAAUGGAAGUGCUAAGCCAUCUGGAGAUGCUUCUUUAAGAAGAGAAUUAAAAGGCGAUGCAUUUGACAACUGUGCUGGAAUGUCUAGUAGGCUGAACUCUGUUUCUGGAAUAGCUUGUAGUAAUAAGCAUUUGAAACUAAAAUGGAGGAAAUUGGAUAAAUUUGCCGCUUGCGUUGGAGCAAGAAAUAUAUUUUCUGGACUCUAUGGCGAGCUUGAAGCGAAGAAUACAUUUUGGUUAGACAGUUCGUCAGUAGAAAAGGACCGAGCACGCUUUUCUUUCAUGGGAGGUGUGGGCGGAUCACUUUGGAAGCAAAUGACAUUCAAGUUGUCAGACCAGAGUGAUAAGGCUUUUAAAGGCGGAGGUUACUUAUCAGUUGAAGAUUCUCAAGGGUCUACCAAAAGCUUAUUUUUGGAAAACGGCUUUCUCGAUUUCUUAGAUCAGGAGCUACAGUCGUAUGAUUACGAUGAAAAAGAUUUUGAGGGACUACCUUUUGAAUUUUACGGCGGAUACAUUGGUUACAUUGGGUAUGGCCUCAAAGCUGAAUGCAGCAGGCUAUCCAACAGACAUGAAUCUGCAACACCGGAUGCCUGUUUUUUCUUUGCUGACAACUUUGUAGUCAUUGAUCAUAGCACAGACGAUGUGUACAUAAUGUCAGUAAAUGAGGUAGGCACAAGCAGCUCAGAAUGGUUGGACGAUACUCAAAACCAGCUCCUCCACUUACACCCUACUGCUGCAGCUAAUGGAUCAAAUGGCAAGGUUCUGCAGUCUUCUACCACAUUUACUGCAGUCGAGGCUGGUUUUUGCGCUGAGAAAUCUAGAACGCAGUAUAUCGAAGAUGUUAAGAAGUGUCUGGACUACAUCAAAGAUGGCGAGAGCUACGAGUUGUGUUUCACUUCUCAGUUAAGGAAAACAGUAGGAGAUAUAGAUGCCUUGGGCCUUUACCUCCACCUGAGAGAGAAAAACCCUGCACCAUAUGCUGCAUGGCUCAAUUUCUCAAGUGAGGAUCUGUCCAUCUGCUGUUCUUCGCCAGAAAGGUUCCUUCGCUUGGACAGAGAUGGUGUGCUAGAAGCAAAGCCCAUCAAAGGCACGAUAGCUCGUGGCACAACAAAGGAACAAGAUGAACAACUUAAGCUUCAAUUACAGUAUAGUGAAAAGGAUCAGGCAGAGAACCUUAUGAUCGUGGAUCUUCUAAGGAACGAUCUAGGCCGUGUCUGUGAGCCGGGAUCUGUCCACGUUCCACGUCUCAUGGACGUGGAAUCCUAUGCGACAGUGCACACGAUGGUCAGCACCAUUCGAGGGCAAAAGAAGUCAAAUGUGAGUGCAAUAGACUGUGUUAAAGCUGCAUUUCCAGGGGGGUCAAUGACGGGUGCCCCGAAGUUGAGGUCGAUGGAGAUUCUGGAUGGUCUGGAAAGCUGUUCCCGUGGAAUCUACUCCGGUUCAAUCGGGUAUUUCUGUUACAACCAGAGGUUUGACCUCAACAUUGUGAUCAGAACAGUGGUGAUUCAUGAAGGCGAAGCUUCUAUAGGAGCAGGGGGAGCCAUUGUCGCUCUUUCGAAUCCUGAAGAUGAGUAUGAUGAGAUGCUGCUGAAAACUCGAGCGCCAGCUAGGGCUGUGGUUGAGUUUGAACAGUGAGAACAUUGCCAGUGACUCUUAGCAGUUGUUGUUGUACGCUAUCCCUGCUUUCCCUUCUUUUACAGUCGCCAUUCUUUUUUACUAGUUACAGGCGUUUAUUACAGAAGCAUAGCAACACGUUGUUUCUUUUUUGACAGACAUAGCAGACACAUAAAACCAUUCAGAUAAGGAACUCUUUUACUAUAUAUGUAUGUGCCAUUCAUGAAAGUCUGUAGGUUGAGUAAUUGGUUUCCUUGGGGUCUAGUUGAAUGCACAUGAUCCUGAUCGGGCCAAUUUAAAAUGAGAACUCUAGUAAAGUUGGGU
Messenger RNA from Linum tenue, 3634 nucleotides. The record is from the annotation of a GenBank genome assembly. NCBI's taxonomy places the organism in Eukaryota, Viridiplantae, Streptophyta, Magnoliopsida, Malpighiales, Linaceae.